GUACGUCAACGUGGUCUUCAACUCGCGCGAGGAAAUGGACGUCCUCGACCCUCACGACGAAGACUACGAGGAGAAACUGCGAGUGAGGCAGGAGGAAGAGAAGAAUCGAGUGGAGGAGGUCCGCGUGCCUGGCGAGCGCCUUGAGAACGCCCCUCUGCCGCCUCCGCCGCCCAAUACCGCUUCAGGCUACGGCAUCGUGGGCCUCACGCGCAACGAGCGCGUGCGACGGCGUCUCCGAGCACUUCGCAACUGUCUGAACGUGGCCUUGGGGAGACUCACGAAGGAUGGAUCUUUGGUGGUCCUCUGGCCUGGGCUACCAGUGCACCCAGUCCUCUUCUUCAUUGCAGGCACACUGCGGAAGCUCUUCCAGCGAGUUCACAUCUUCAGCCCGGAAGGUGCGAAGACCUGGGAUGUGUACAUUCUGGCCGCCGGCUUCGUCCGAGACCGUGCGGAUUCGAAGGUUCCGGGCAUAGGUGGCCUGGAGCUUCGAAGCUUCUUCGACAGUACGUGGAGGCUGGAUGCCUUGGAUGACGUCUUGCUGUGGACCUUGCCCCCGGACCAGGAGGAUGAGGAGACCUCUGUGGGCAUCACAGGUAAGGGCAUCGUGGCUGCGUAUACACUGCUUUGGAAGACCUGGGCGGGGAAGCUCAGCUCCUUGGCGUUGGAUCUCGGCAUGCUCCUAUCGCAGGAGGAUGCGGACGCGAUCAUCUCACCGGUGGCCAAGAAAGGGCCCAAGAAGAAGAAGCCUGCGCCCAAGGCGAAGAAGGCACCGGCCAAG
Symbiodinium necroappetens is the source of this 778-nucleotide messenger RNA. NCBI's taxonomy places the organism in Eukaryota, Dinophyceae, Suessiales, Symbiodiniaceae. The record is from the annotation of a GenBank genome assembly.